UGUUACUGUUCGUUUCAGUGAAAGUGGAGGUUCAUUCCAGCAGCAGCGGCGCUGGUUCGGACGAGAAUUUAAGUUCGUCCGAUCUCUCCGAACGAUCCGGCGACAACGAACACGACUACGAAGACAUCUACACGAUCAGAGAGGAAACUAAAGAGACAAACAAAACCAGAUCGAGAUCCAGAGAUUCGGGAUCGCACAGUAGAUCCGCGUCAUUGACUUCUUCGCAUUCCGGAGGACUCGUAGUACUCGCCGCGGACAAAAAUAAUAACGACGGAGAUAAAACAGAAAUACCCGAAGAAGAACCGGAAAAAACGAAACUCGCCCAACGACAUUCCCUUCCGACGAAAUCCGACAACGGUAAAAUCUUGAAGCGGGUGACUUCGGUUCCUCUGGAAGCUCGUCCGCCGCCACCGCCACCGCCUCCGCCGAAGGCUUCGCGCCCCGAAACCGAAGAUGAACCGAGAGGAGCCGAAAUCGUCGAAAUUAUCGAAGAACCGACUUUGAAACCGUCCGAUAUUUUGAAGGGGAUGUGCAGAAGUAUGUCAGCUCUAUCCGCUAGACGUUUGAAUUCGUCCUGUUCGGAUCUCACGAUCGUCAGUCUAGACGGAGACGAAGCCGACAAACACGCUCCGAAUCUAGUGAACAAACAGAGGGUGUUGCCAUUCGUCCCCCCAUCGUUUCCGGGUUCGGCCGAUUCCAACAAUUUGAUCAAACCGUCCGAGUAUUUGAAGAGCAUCUGCGAUAAAAGAUCAUCGUCGAGCCGCUCGAUGAGAAGCUUGUCGGAAAGCGAAGACGCCGAAUGUUCCAAGUUCGAAGAUAAGAAGGAUACGAAUAGAAGCGCCGGGCCUCCUCCGCCUCCUUUGCCGGAUCUGCAACCCAGAGAGGAGGCGAAUGCCGAAAUGGUUAAGAAGCAGAAUCAACCUCUGUCGGCGAUCAGCAUCCAGGAUCUCAAUUCGGUUCAAUUGAGGCGGACCGAAAAGGUGGCGGCUUCUAAAACGUUUUCCGCUCCGACGAGAAGCGUGAGUUUGCAAUGUCUUCAGAGCGAACCGUUUUUGGCGCAGAAAACUGAUCUGAUCGCCGAAUUGAAAAUGUCCAAGGACAUAACGGGGAUUAAAAAGAUGAAAAUCGAGAAAGCUAAAUGCGAGGAGAGCAAAGAAAAGGAAAUAUUUUCGGAGAUUACCAAGCAAUUGACGACCACAAAGUUUGUCGAAAAGGUACCAGAAAAAGACAACACGGGAAAUAUAAUACCAGAGUGGAAACGACAAAUGCUGGCAAAAAAAGCUGCCGAAAAGGCUAGGAAAGAAUUAGAAGAAAAAUUGCUGAGAGACGCCGAAGAGAAACGAUUAAGAGCCAUACCUCAAUGGAAACGGCAAUUAUUACAAAAAAAAGAAGAAGCCGAAUCUAAAAUGCGAUCAACCCUGUAUACUCCGAAAGUAGUAGACGAAUCAAGGAUAUCGAAAAAACUAGAUUUAGAUAAUAAUAACACGACGUCAAACGAUAGAACUACAGAAGAUAACGGUUACGACGAUGUUAAUAACGACGAAAGCAUCAAAUUCGAAAACGAAAAUAACGAAACGGAAGAACAGUCAGAAGAAGACACUCCUAAUAUCAUCCCUUGGAGGGCGCAUCUGAGGAAAACUAACAGCAAAUUGAAUCUGUUGGAGUGAAUUAGCCAUUCGUAGGUAAACGUUUAGAAUAAAAUUAUAACCAGGACUUCAUCGAUUAACUAAACAUCUUGUAAUUAUUGAAACUAAAUCGAUUAAUAAUAUGACAGUGACAGAUUGCAUAAUUAGAAUCAGGAAUACCACAAUAAAUGUAGUGUGAAUUAAAUUUUGACGUUUAUCUAAAAUUCAUUUUCUAUCUACCGACUACUUAAUCGUAUAGGUAAAGGCUAUUUUAUAAGAGGGAAAGAAUAAUGACAAACGUAGUCUCGAUAUACUAUUUAUUAAAUUAGUCUAAUAAAAGACACGUGCAGAUACAAUAAAAAUUAGAAAUUUAAAUAUUAAUUUCGUUCUAAUACUUGGUUUUAAUGUAUAUCAGACUUUUUAGUUUUAUUAGGUAGGUUCUGGUUCUAUAUUUAUGACAGUUAUAUAAAAAAGAAGAAGAACAUAAAUGAUUUGGAUGAAUCAUUUCAAUUGAGGCGAUGUGUGGUAAACAAAAGCUUUUGUCUUAAAUUUUUAUGGUUUGUGAUCGAUUUUAAAGUAAAAAAUUUGCUCCCAGAAAGUGGAUUUGUUAGUUUUUUUCCACUAUGCAGUGAUGUAUUCAGUGUAAGCAAACGGUAAAUAUAAUCUUAAAACUUGUGGAAAAUGAGAAGGAUUCUAACUAAAGCUCUUUACAUCUAAUGAAAACAAGUUCAUUUCACUUUAAGUUUGUAUACUUAUGCUGCCACUGGGUUAUCGUUUUGCAGCCUACUUGUUAAGGUACGUGGUUAAUGAAACAAAUUACUCGUAAUUAAAAAAAACUUUAAUGUCCAUAAGAAUAAUGAAUCUUACAUAGAACUGGGGCCUGUCGAGGCACACGUCGUGCGUAUGAACUCUUACAUACAUUACAUUACAGGUUAAUGUUCCCGUAAUUUAAGCACAAAAUUAGUACAUUUUGUAAAUUGUUUUAAAUAAUUCUUGAAGUAUGAAACAAAUGUAAAUUGUAUCUAUGAAGUUCUAUUAACAUCAUGAAAUAAUAAAACAACUACCUUACCGGAAAAACUAACACACAUACAAGAAAAUAAAUUACUUACUGCCACUUUGAUGUAGAUUGACUUCUUUAAACCCAGUGUGUAUAAUUAGAUUUAUAAAUAAAUACGAAAUUAUUAACCUCCAUUUGCUAUUAUUUAAGUUUUUCUUCGUUGAUUUAAUGUAUAUUAUUAAUUUAUCGAACAUAUAAAGCGAAUUUCAAUUAGUAUUUAUAUAAAUAUUGUCUUUAUUUAGUUCGUCUAUUUACAUAAUGUUAAAUACAGAUACAGAACUAAAAUAAUGUUAGAGAAGCUACAUUGAAUCCGAAAAUGUUUAGGUACAGAUAAACAACGUUAUUUUAAGUAGCAGAAAAUAUGAAAUAAAAAAUGACUGAGGUCUUCCAUCACGUGACUGAUACGUCAGCAACUAUAACUAUAAAAAUGUUCAAAAUCGGGACAAUCUUAUCAUGAUCUAAUCCGGAUCAUGUUCAUUAUUGUUCGUGAAUCGAUUAUUUCAUCGGGUCUUAGUCAUAUGUUAUGAUCCUUUCAUAAUUUCCAUAUAUAUAAUACUUCUAUGCAGACAUUUUCUAUAAGUUGAAGCUGUUCCGACUAAGGAAGACAGAAUGGAAUAGAUUUCUCUAUCCUCCGAGGUUCCAGCUCGGUUCUGCGUAUGCAAGCAUGCACAGUAUAGAUAAAGUGCUUCGAACCAUACCAACUAUCUAUAUAGGAUUAUUACACAUAUGAUAACUUCGCAUUGAAUAAUAAGUGAUUAUUGUUUACUUAUACACGUUUUAUUAUGUUUUUUUGAUAUAUUUUCAGAACUUUACACAACCUAUUUUUUAUUAUGAAAAAUUUUUUCAAAGCAUUUAGAAUCAUAUUGAAAGGAGACAUAAAGUAACAAGUAAAUUUCAAAUGAAAAGUGGCGGCUUCCAGAAUUUACGUAAAAUGGUUAGAGGUAGAAUAUUCAAAUUAUACCAGGUAUUACUAAAAUUAAAAUCUAUCUAUAAAUUGCUGUAUAAAUUGAACAAAAAAUAAAAAUUGUAACUGUAAUUUUUCAACACAUUUAGUCAAUAUAUUGUGAUUUAUUGUAUUUUUUGUUAAAUAAAACUCCAUUAUAUUAUUAGCUUAAACUAUUGUUUAUAUUUAUAAGGUGCUUUCGAGGUUUGGGUUUGUACAGAAUUAUUUCGUAUGUAUAAGAAAUAAAUUUUUUAAAAAUAUUGAUUGUUGUUUUAUUUCUAAUCACAGUAUAUUAUGUUGAAAGAAAAAUCCUAUUUAAAACACUAGAAAAGUUCUUG
This is a messenger RNA of Diorhabda sublineata, 3963 nucleotides long. Its product is annotated as espin-like. The record is from RefSeq and is a predicted model, not a curated record. The transcript has 5 exons. The annotation marks the transcript as partial. Gene Ontology annotation, molecular function: actin filament binding. NCBI's taxonomy places the organism in Eukaryota, Metazoa, Arthropoda, Insecta, Coleoptera, Chrysomelidae. Gene Ontology annotation, cellular component: cytoplasm. Gene Ontology annotation, biological process: actin filament bundle assembly.